AUGACUACGAAUACCGACAGCGCGGAGUUGGCGCGGCGUCUCGACGGCAAGGUGAUAGUCAUCCCGGACCUGGGCCGGAUGAUGAGCCAUUGGCCGUCCGGCAGAAACGCGCAUGCCUCUGAUAUGGAGCAGCAUAUCGUUGAGCUCCUGAACGGGAUUGCUUCGCCCAAAGACAAGGAAAACGUUAUAGAGGCCAAUCCGGCACUUCUUGCGUCUUGUCUCUGGCCCAAUGCCUCGGCGGACCAACUCAGGACGCUAACACAGAUGGUCCUUUGGCAGGGACGGCUUGAUGACUACAUUGAGGCGCUGGAAUACGAGAACUCAGAGAGGGCAAGGGAGUUCCGCGCUAAAACGAAGGAGUACAUUGCCCAAUAUCUACAGCUUUCUGAGAUUCCUCGCGAAGCGCCUUCAACAAGUGCGAUUUCGGAUUUCCAGCAGGUUGCGCAGGCGAUUUGCAGACAAUAUGACCAAGAUCAGCGGCGAGCUUUGAGGGUCAGCUUGUUCGAAUACAUCGACUCGACUAUUUCGGAGACGAGAUACAUCCAGAGCGGAGAAGUGCCAACCAAUCGAUACUAUGAAGACCUUCGCAAACGGACGGCGGGCACCGGACCACUUUGUGCCCUGGCUGAGUAUGUGAUGCACAUCUCCUGUUGUAAGAUGAGAUAA
Colletotrichum truncatum is the source of this 666-nucleotide messenger RNA. The record is from RefSeq and is a predicted model, not a curated record. Lineage: Eukaryota; Fungi; Ascomycota; Sordariomycetes; Glomerellales; Glomerellaceae.